AGACACAAUCGGUUGAAGUGUUGAUAAAACACGCUCUGCAAUUAUAAUAAAACUGGUGCCUCAUAAUCAAUCGACGUUCAGAGUUGAUUUCGUUUUCGUGCUGAACAUAGGUAAAAGUCCUACAGAAUAAAAUGAUCCAAUGGAUCCAAAAUUUUCUUUGUUUCGUGUGCGUACUACUGCUGGUAGUUCAUGUUCUACAGACGAUCGAUAAACAGGGUCGGCUGUUUCGUGCUUUGAAUAAAUUUGCCGGACCACCGGUACGGCCCAUUAUCGGAACACUGAGUGAAGUUCUAUUCUUGGACCAAGCUAAAACAUUCCAGCGCGCACGCCUUUGGCCAAAGCGAUACGGUGGCUCUUAUCGCUUCUGGGGAAGCCGCAGGAUGUGCGUUCUAAAUAUCGUGCGAGUACGAGAAGCGGAACCAUUGUUGGCUAGCGUCAAAAAUACCGACAAAAGUCGGUUCUACAAAUUCUUACAUCCCUUUCUUGGAUUAGGCCUGCUGAAUAGCGCAGGAUCGAAAUGGAUGCACCGCCGCCGAAUUCUGACGCCAACUUUCCACUUCAAUAUUCUCAAUGGAUUUCAUCAAACGUUCCUGGAAGAGUGUGAACAACUAUUAUCUACCUUAAGCCACCAUGCCAGCUCGAACAAAGCUACAGAUUUGCGACCACUGAUGUCUCGAUUCACUUUGAGUACAAUUUGUGAAACGUCCAUGGGAGUGAAACUAUCUUCGAUAGCAGGGGCAGAUGAGUACCGGCAGAAACUGUACCGGAUUGGUGAAUUGUUAGUCUAUCGGCUGAUGCGUCCGUGGAUGCACCUCGAUUCCAUCUGUACAAUAACCGGCUAUCGAAAAGCUCUUAACAAACUACUACGACCUGUGCACGCUUUUACGACCAGCAUCAUAAACCAAAGAAGAGAUCAAUUCAAGCAGCUUUCAAACAACAUCGAAGAUUUGACGGAAGAAAACAUUUACACCAGCACCAAGAAGCGGUACGCGAUGCUCGAUUCUCUCCUGUUAGCUGAAGAAAAGCACCAAAUCGACGAAGAAGGUAUUCGCGAAGAAGUGGACACGUUCACUUUCGAGGGUCACGACACCACGGCAUCGGCAUUGGUAUUCAUAUUCUUUACACUAGCACGAGAGCAGCAGGUUCAGGAGCGCAUUUAUAAUGAAAUCAGUAGGGUUCACGCCAGUAAGACCAGCGAAGGUAAGUGGUUCACUCCUCAGGAUUACACCGAAAUGAAAUUCAUGGAUCGCGCGAUAAAAGAAUGUCUACGUCUCUGGCCACCGGUACCUUUCAUAUCUAGAGCUGUUACCGAGGAUAUCAUUCUGGCUGAUGGGAAUAUGAUACCAGCAGGUGUGGUUGUAAAUGUGCAUAUAUUCGACCUUCACCGGGAUCCGGAACAGUUCCCAAAUCCGGAUGAGUUUGAUGCGGAUCGUUUUCUACCGGAGAACGUCGAUCGCCGUAAUCCAUACGCGUACGUCCCAUUCAGUGCUGGACCGAGGAAUUGCGUUGGGCAGAAGUACGCAAUGAUGGAGCUGAAAGCGGUUGUAGCGCAUACGCUGCUCCAGUUCAAAGUAUUGCCAGUGACACACUUGGAGGAGAUCAACUUCGUUGCGGACUUAGUGCUGCGCAGUACGAAUCCCAUUGAGGUUACAUUUGUGGCACGCAGUUGAGUGAUGCGUUUCGAAAAUAAAUGUCUUCGUUGGCGUUGUUUUGAUUGGUGUGUGCGAGAAGCGUAAAUUAACCUCUAUUCGCGUGCUAACAUACAAUAUGUGCCAUUAGGGUGGGGAAAGUCGUUGAUCAAAAGCGCAUCAAUGUUUCUAGACUUUUUUAAUAAGCACAAGCCGCAUGAGGAUGCAUGCCUUGUUAUACAAUUGUCACCGACAGUAGUUCAAGAGCCAUGACAUGAUGCCAUACUGAAUUUCACUAUCGUUGACCCCUAAAACGUGAUAAAAGACUGUUCUACUCGAUGUUGACUUUUGAAACUUUUCAUGCAUUCUUGACGUUUUGAUAUUUCUUUAUAACUAAACACUCAAAGCAUUGUAAAAUAAAUUUAAAACUUUUAAAGUUAUUAGUUAUAAUUUUGUUCAAUAGAGCAAGUCCAUAAAAACUGUCUCAGUUUUAAUAUUUUUUUUUGUCAUUUUUGAUUUGGUUGAAACUUUGCAGAGAUUAGUUUUUUUUCAUUUGAAUAACGGAUAAUUUGUAAGAGGGUAUUUUUUUUUCCUCAUCUAUAGUUUAUUUGACACGGCACAAAUACAAUUCAAUGUUUAACGGCGCCAAUUAUAUCUGGUAGCUUACUUUCUAAAGUAUCUUAAUAACUAAAAGCAAAUUUUUUAUCCUCGCUGCCGACUACGAGCUGAAACUAAAUCUAACUUAAGCUAGAAUGUUUUGCAUGAAAAGCACUGAUUUGUUGUUUGAUGGUUUUCCAUCGCCAUAGGUAAGCAGCAUAUUGAAUAUGUUCCGCUGCUGGGCCAAGAUAUUACGGACUGGUAUAUUGGGUUGUCUCCCUCGGGGCCUGAGAGUAUCGUGCGGGUCUAGUUGCUGUUUCCGGAUCCGGGGUCUUAACGUGUUCUUGUCGUUUGGUUGGAUGUAGGCGGAAGGGGAUAGGACUAAACUGGGGCGUGGAUGGAUUUCAGGAAAACGUAUAUAAGGGACAUGUAGGAUAGGUCACGGCUCGCCAAGACAUCACGAACAGGAACAGCCGGCUGCCUACCUUCGGCCUGCAGGGAAGCUACUAAUCUAGACCUGGCGUCACGGUGUACAGGGCAUGACCAAACAACGUGCUCUAUGUCGUGAUAACCUUCACCACAGGCACAGAUACCACUCUCCCCGAGCCCAACACGACGGAGAUGCGCGUCAAAUCUAUAGUGAUU
Messenger RNA from Wyeomyia smithii (pitcher-plant mosquito), 2870 nucleotides. RefSeq names its product cytochrome P450 4C1-like. The record is from RefSeq and is a predicted model, not a curated record. Gene Ontology annotation, molecular function: heme binding; monooxygenase activity; iron ion binding. The coding region runs from base 132 to 1670 and encodes 512 amino acids. NCBI's taxonomy places the organism in Eukaryota, Metazoa, Arthropoda, Insecta, Diptera, Culicidae. The transcript has 3 exons.